This is a messenger RNA of Cloeon dipterum, 1426 nucleotides long. RefSeq names its product Phenylalanyl-tRNA synthetase, mitochondrial (gene PheRS-m). The transcript has 6 exons. The record is from RefSeq and is a predicted model, not a curated record. Gene Ontology annotation, biological process: phenylalanyl-tRNA aminoacylation. Lineage: Eukaryota; Metazoa; Arthropoda; Insecta; Ephemeroptera; Baetidae. The coding region runs from base 54 to 1364 and encodes 436 amino acids. Gene Ontology annotation, molecular function: tRNA binding; phenylalanine-tRNA ligase activity; ATP binding. Gene Ontology annotation, cellular component: cytoplasm; mitochondrion.
UUGAACAUUCGCAUUGAGUGUUUUCCAGUUUCCACUUUGGGCACUUUGCAAAAAUGCUAGAAAAACGACUUUUAGCUUGCUUUUCUAUAUCGAGAAGAUUUCCCGUGAAGUACCAAAGGAGGAAAUUCAGCGUAGCCAUACAUGAGAAGGAAACGAUCGACGUGUGCGGCAAGAAGUACCAGCGUGACGAGUGGACCAAUGUUACGCCUAAAAUUUUGUCUCACAUCGGAAGGAAUCUUCAUUUGCAAGAAAAGCACCCGUUAGGCUUACUGAAGAAUAGAAUCGUGAACCAUUUUUACUCGCAGUACAUAGGAAGAACGGGCAACCCGAUAUUUUCAGUCUUCGACCGGCUCAGUCCUGUGGUUACGGUGGAGCAAAAUUUUGACAGUCUCCUCAUCCCAAAAAAUCACAUAAGCCGGUUAAAAAGUGAUUGCUACUACAUCGACUCAGCCCACUUGCUCAGAGCUCACACAACUGCCCACCAAGUAGAGCUAAUCAAGUCUGGAAUUGAUAGUUAUUUGACCGUCGGAGAUGUUUAUCGAAGGGACGAAAUCGACUCCAGUCACUAUCCUGUCUUCCACCAACUUGAUGCAGCCAGAUUGUACUCCAAACACGAGAUCUACAAACAAGAAGAUAUUUCUGGAAUCAGUCUUUUUGAGAAUGGAGAUAAAACAGCAGAGAAGCAGGAAGUUCAUACUUUAGAUACUGCUUUGUUUCUACAAGCAGAGCUGAAGGCUUGCCUGGAGAAACUGGCAAGAAAUCUCUUUGGUGAAGAUGCUGAAAUCCGAUGGGUCGAGUCGGUUUUUCCGUUCACGCACCCGUCUUUUGAACUGGAGGUUCUUUACAAUGGAAACUGGCUGGAGCUUUUGGGCUGUGGAGUCAUGAAGCAGGAAAUAUUAGCAAAUUGUGGAAUUACUGACAAGGUUGGCUGGGCUUUUGGUAUCGGUCUCGAGAGACUUGCCAUGCGCCUCUACCAAAUCCCUGACAUCAGACUUUUUUGGAGCCAGGACACAGGCUUUUUGAAUCAAUUCAGAAAGGCAACUCCUACCUCUGCAGUUACCUACAAAACCAUCAGUGUAUUUCCCCAGUGCACAAACGACAUGAGUUUCUGGCUUCCUGAAGGAACAGCAUUUUCUCCAAAUGAUUUUUAUGAUCUUGUCAGACAAGUUGGAGGAGACGUCAUUGAGCAGGUUACCUUGAUUGACGAAUUCAACCAUCCCAAGACCAAGUUGACUAGCCACUGCUACAGAAUUGUGUAUCGACACAUGCAGAAGACGUUAACCAAAACGGAGGUGAACAGAGUUCACGAAGACAUUGGAAGUGAAGCUACCAGAUUGCUAGGAGUCAAACUAAGAGUUGUUUAACGUUGUAACCAGCACCAAGCUUAAGUGAUCUUUUUAAAUAAAUUAAGUCAGGUUCUUUUCAA